GCGAUGCUGUCAAAAUGACGCGCUUACUCCACUUUAUUUCAAUCUUCGUCGUUUUGAUGGCACUAGUUCUUGCGGAUUUAGUCGAGCACAUUGAUGGGCCCGGGACAAAUGCAAACGUCACGAGGGCAGUGACAAAAGUACUUAGUCGACAGAAACGUUAUCUGGCAUUUCCGGAUGGUUCUUCGGUUUCGGCGGCGAUCUGUUUGACCAUUGGCAUGAUUGGCAAUCCCGAUGUGGACUAUCUCAGUUGGGCCGUCAACUGGGGUGUCGCCUACAAUCUGCCCAACCAUAAUUGGGUGAUUCAACAUGCUCAUGGCUUUGCAGCCAAUCUCACAAAGCCCAUUAUGCAGCGCCGUUCGCGUCGCAGUUUCUACGACGAGGUGCAGUCCGCAUUUGACCACAUGGGCUUUAAUGGACGCGCCUGUGUUGCCCGUGCACUCUGCGAGAGCGCUAAGUAUCUGCAUGCUCCAGGACAACGUGGCAACAUGCUGGAGGAAAUGGUUCGCACAGUGUUCAGUCUGCCCACGUCAUCCGUUGCUGGACACGAGCCACAGGCACAUCACCACUACGACCGAAUCUAUCGACGCUCCAAGCGCCAGUUACGUGACUGCCACGAGCUCUAUCCGGGCUGUCACUUCUCUUUGCUGGCACUGGCUCUGGGCAAGUACUCGGCGGCUCCUGCACAGUUCAGUAAAUACAAUUUCAUGUAAUGAAUAAACUGCUAUGAGAACUCUAUAAA
Drosophila innubila is the source of this 739-nucleotide messenger RNA. RefSeq lists its product as uncharacterized. Bases 15 to 710 code for a protein of 231 amino acids. The record is from RefSeq and is a predicted model, not a curated record. NCBI's taxonomy places the organism in Eukaryota, Metazoa, Arthropoda, Insecta, Diptera, Drosophilidae. The transcript has 3 exons.